Molecule: messenger RNA, 7111 nt
Organism: Odocoileus virginianus texanus
Lineage: Eukaryota; Metazoa; Chordata; Mammalia; Artiodactyla; Cervidae
Gene: RIMS3
Product: regulating synaptic membrane exocytosis 3
Biological process (GO): regulation of membrane potential; positive regulation of synaptic transmission; regulation of synaptic vesicle exocytosis
Cellular component (GO): presynaptic membrane; cytoskeleton of presynaptic active zone
Molecular function (GO): transmembrane transporter binding; small GTPase binding
Source: RefSeq, a predicted model, not a curated record
GGGGUCCCGGGGCAGCACCUGCCCCGCCUUGCUGAGUCUCCUGGGCCCGCCGAGACCCCUCCCUGUCUGGACCCCGGCCCCACCUCCGGACUCUUAUCCCAUCACCUCCUCCUGGAAGCUACUUUGUCUUCACCUCCUCUCUUGAAAACUGGUGUCUCAGAAGUUAACAGAAGACUUGUGUAAAUGCCCUAGGGGUGAGCUGUUGGGAGGGGCGCGGCCCCCUGUGAUGGGAACACUGCACUCGGAUUCAUCAGUUCAGUGAGUCGGGGUUUUCUUUAAGCAGGAGGACCCCUUCGGCAGUCUGUCCGGCUGGAGCCACAUUUGUUCUCCCUGCUCUCAUUACUGGCUGUGAAAACAACAGUCACACCUGCUGAAUAUUUACGCUUUGCCUGACACGGUUCCAGGCACUUUCAUCUGCGCUAAUUUAAUCCUUCCAACAAUCCUAUGAGGGUUGCCUGAGGUCCUGCCGCCCCGUGGACCAUGUUUAACGGGGAGUCAGGUCCGGCCUCGGCGGCGGCCUCCAGGAACGUGGUGCGGAGCUCCAGCAUCAGUGGGGAAAUCUGUGGGUCCCAGCAGGCCGGGGACGGCACCGGGACCAGCACCGCCAAGAAGCGACGCAGCAGCCUCGGGGCCAAGAUGGUGGCCAUCGUGGGCCUGACCCAGUGGAGCAAGAGCACGCUCCAGCUCCCCCAGGCUGAAGGGGCCACCAAGAAACUGCGCAGCAACAUCCGGCGGAGCACGGAGACGGGCGUUGCCGUGGAGAUGCGGAGUCGGGUCCCUCGCCAGGGCAGCCGGGAGUCCACAGACGGGAGCACCAACAGCAAUAGCUCCGAUGGCACGUUCAUCUUCCCCACCACCCGGCUUGGGGCCGAAAGCCAGUUCAGCGAUUUCCUGGAUGGGCUGGGACCAGCCCAGAUUGUGGGGCGACAGACGCUGGCAACACCGCCAAUGGGGGAUGUGCACAUUGCCAUCAUGGACCGGAGUGGCCAGCUGGAGGUGGAAGUGAUUGAGGCUCGGGGCCUGACCCCCAAACCUGGCUCCAAAUCCCUCCCAGCCACCUAUAUCAAGGUUUACCUACUCGAGAACGGGGCCUGCUUGGCCAAGAAGAAGACGAAGGUGGCUAAGAAGACCUGUGACCCCCUGUACCAGCAGGCUCUGCUGUUCGACGAGGGACCCCAGGGCAAGGUGCUGCAGGUGAUCGUCUGGGGAGACUACGGCCGCAUGGACCACAAGUGCUUCAUGGGCAUGGCCCAGAUCAUGCUGGACGAGCUGGACCUGAGUGCUGCAGUCACCGGCUGGUACAGACUCUUCCCCACGUCCUCCGUGGCAGACUCUACGCUCGGCUCCCUCACCAGGCGCCUGUCCCAGUCCUCGCUGGAGAGCGCCACCAGCCCCUCGUGCUCCUAAGGACCUCGGGGAGAGGCCAGGCUGCGAUGUGAGAAGGGGUGUGGCCGCCUCCCACCUCCUCCCCCCUGUACAUAGUCCUCACGUCUCUCUGGCCCCCUUGCCCUGCUGCAUGCCCGUUGGCUACUGGGCCUGGCCCAGCUGUCUUUGGAGUCUCUAGCGCGUGUGCGUGUGCGUGUGUGUGUGUGUGUGUCUGUGUGUGACCAUGUUAGAUCUAUUCAUUUGUCUGGGUGUAGUCGGUCUUGGUGACUAUAUGGGCUGAAACCCAUGUCUCUCGGUGUCUCGUGGUAAAGAAACCCAAAGGAGAAUUGUGAGGCCAGGACUCCCCCCCCCAACCCCGUCCCGCCGAAUCCAGGGGUGGAAGUGGGGGACACGGCCAUUGGUUCCUCCCGCCUGCCCCGGGCUCAGGGCAGAGCCCGCGUGUUCCCCGCCGUGCCUGUCCUUGGUGGUCUCUGCUUAGUUUUGUCUUGUCCGUUGUUCCACCUCUGCCUCUCCUAGCACUGCUGCUCUUUUUUGAGGAAUGUAGCAUCCAUUGCAGCCGGCCGCACUGAGGCCCCUCUGGGAACCCUGACACCCCUCCUUUCCACCGAGCUCUCCAGCCGCUCUUCCUACUGAAUGCAUCCACAGCAUAUAGCAGCUCACCUAGGGCCCUGGCCAGGGCCCCGGGGAGCAGAAAAUGCUGGGGAGCUGCAGGCUUGGAGAUGGCUUUCUCCCUCCAGCUGACACCCCACUUCCUAAAAGUGAGAUCCGAGGGGGUGUCGGUUCCCAGGGCUGCAGGCCAGGUACCUUGGCGGGAAGUACUGGUGCCUCCUCUUGCAUUGUUCACCUCCGGUCUCCCUUUAAGCCUCCUCGCUUCCGACAUGCCAAAGGAGCCCUCCCAGUGGACCCCAGGAGGUGUGGACUGGAUGGUCUUGACCUGCAAGAGGUUGGCCUCACAGGGGAUGUUGUCUACCAGGGUGGGCAGCCCCCGACAGCACCGGUGUCCUUCCCAGGCCCUGAGGGUGGCCCUGUGCCCCUCGGGGCUCAUCCUGAAGGGGCCUGGCUUGUUGAGGGGCCACGGAGGGCGCAGCUGCUGGCAGGAAGGAGGAGGGCUGGGACUGACUUGCUCUAAGAAUCCUGUCUGACCUUCAGGGAUUAGCUGCAUGAAGCUGACUAUUAGGGGCUCUAUUUUCUUUCUUUCUUUCUUUUUUUUUUUGCUCAUUUCCAGACCAGGGUCUGUGUUUGAGAGCUCAGACUUACUGAAGCUCCAGCCUCUGGGCUCCCGCACAGCCUGGUUCUACACUCUAUAGACCGUGACAGUCACCAGCUCUGUACAAGCAAUACUCACCCCCUCGGCCUCCCCGCCUCCCGCGCUCUGCCGCUGCCGUCCGGAGAGCGGCCCGGCCUGCUCUUGACGCCGCUCCUGUCUCUGCUGUCUUCCCACCUUUGUCUGGUUGGAACUUCCCAAAGCCACUCAAACCCUGACCUGAUUGGACAGCUGGGCCCCCGGGGGGUGGGCACCAGGGCCUGGACUGGACCUUGUGAGAUGCCGGCUGGGAAUCCUGAAGUCUGGCUCGGGAGCCCAGAUCUGUCCCUCUGCCUCCUUGGGUCUAGUGUGAAAGGCGAGAGGUUGCCCAGAAGAUGGACAUGGCAGCCCUCAGGUCCACGACUGCAGGAGAGAAAGAGGUAGCAGGAGGGGUCAAGGUCUGGGGCCCCCGCCCCUUCCCCAGACAUCACCCCCGAGCACGGCAUGACUCUCACCCGCAUACGUGGGGGGAGCCGUGGAGAGGUGGUUGGACUCCAUUCAUCACCAAAGCCAGGUGGACGUGGGGAUGGAUGCUGAGGCGGGGACGUGGAAACAGAGGCUCUCUGAGACAGACCGUUUUCCACUGAGGGGUUUCCUUUUCUGGCAGGAUCUGCAUUGGGCUAAAGCCAGGGCCUGACCACCUCCCUCCCAAGAAAACUGCCCACGGACAAAAUGUGGGUGAGGGCAAUGAGAACUAACAAAACGAGCGCCUUGGCUGACUUGCCGGAGCCGGACGAGAACUGUUGUUUGUGGAGAGAGGAGACAGCUGGGUUGAGUUUUCUCUUUCUCAGAAAUUCUCCCCUGGCAUUGGGAUUGGGUAAUGCAUUUCCCAUAGCAAAGGGCUCUGUGGCUUGGAUCCUAGGGUGGGGAGAGGGAGGAAACUCACUUGCAGAAGAGUAUUUGUAUGUCCUGUGGGUGACGCUCUGCGUCAGAAUGGUGCACACCCUCAGAAUGGUGUGCAAAUACUUGACAGCUUUGGAGUGGUGGGGUUAUUCGUGAUCCAUAGGUUCGUGUAGAUCUUUCCUGAUGUGUCACGGAGCGGUGACACCCAGACUGUGCAGUCACCCCCAGGAAACGAGGACUAUCAGAGAGGGUGUCACCCUUCUUCCCCUAGGGACCCAGGAAGACAAAAGAUGGGGAGCUACGAGCUGAGGCUCUGCUGGGGAGUCAAAGGCUGCUGGCCCCUUGCCUCCGGGGAAGGUUGGCUAGGGGGCACAUACUAGCCAGAGGGAUGGCCUGGCCUGUCCUAGAGGUCGGACACUCCGCUGUUCCGCCUCACUAAUGGGAAGUCAUUCCCCACCCAAAUUGACCUUGGGGGAUUACCUUUAACCCUUUGUACCAAAUCAAGUUAAUCCAGUUACCCCACCUGGAUUUUCUCCCUUGAGAAUGAAGUCUAGUGAGGCUCCAUAUACUGUGGUGGUGAGCGGCUGGGCUUACAGGUCUGUCUGGGCCUCCUGGAUGCAGGGGCUUGUCUGAGAGGCUGCUCUGGAGCAAGCCUGUCCCAGUGGAGGAGGGAGCACGUGUGACUGCUGGCCUUCCCUGGAGGGGGGAGCAUCCAUCCCUUGAGGAGGGAACGGUGGGGAGGGGAGGAACAUGAUUCCUCCCAGGCACUGUUAGAUGCAGUGUCACAGCUCCACAUGCCUGCUCCUUACCCCAGGGGACCCUGGGGCUGAUGACAGGCUGGGCUUUUUGUCACUCCAUCUCCCUCUGCUCGGGCAGGUUUCAUGGAAGACGUGGCACAGACAGCCCUGCAGCACUGCCGGGCUGUGAGCAGGAACCAUGACAGAUGAUUCAGAGCAUCUGUCUUCACGUUUCUGCCAUGGUCAAUCUGUCCCACUUCCUUCACAGACUCCUUUCCUAAAGGGGCGGCUGUGAUGGGCCUUUGGUAUGAGUCGGACUCCAGCGAAUGGGGCCAGGUCUUGGUUCUUCACUGAAGGAUCACAUCCCUUUUGUCAAACCGUCUCCCGAUCUACUCCCCACCCCCAAGUCUCUUGCCUGACCCAGCACUCUUAGGAAAGGAGGCUCUCAGUAUGCAGCGAGCCCAGGCACUGCCAGCAUCUCAGGGGGCCGAGAGAGAGGGUUGCCCCUCUCGCUCACCACUCAUGGGAUCACUGGUUCUUCCGGGGGCCUAACACCCACCAGGGCCAGCAUGCCUGAGUUCUUCUUUACUGCCAGCCUUGAGGAGAGCGGAAGCCUCCCGCCCCCUUUAAAGACGCUAGAGCCCUGCAAGGGCACUUCUUUGGAAAUGAAAUGUAGCACAAUCUUAGACUGCAUUACCAGGAGCCCUGGCACGCGACCAGGGUCCUUGUUCCACGCCCUGCAGCCCAGGAGAAGCUGGGCUCCCACCCCCACCCCCACCCCCCAGGCGGGGCUCCAGAGCUCCUGAUAACCUCCGAGUCCCCGCCUUCUUCAGCCCAGAAAGCAGCAGGGCUUCAGAAAGGCUGCUCUUCUGCUUCUUGGGUUGCUUCCUGCACUGUGUAACCCUGUGGACGAAUUGCUGCCUUUGCUCAUCGGUGGAGAGGGUCGGGGGUGGGGGCGGGGGGUGCGUGUCUGGCCAGCAGGGCAUCCGCAGUGGCUGCCAGGAGAGGGAGGGUAGAGGUCUGCUGCCCGCUGGCUCAUUUCUCCCUCCCUCUCUCUUCCUCUCCCCGGAGUUUUCUUCUCCAAUAUCCUGACCCAGAAAGAGGUUCCUUAAAAUGCUGCUUCCUGUACUGGACUACCGUUCGCCUGCAUGAUCAAGGAGGAGAUAGGAACGUAGACUCGUCCCCUACCUUCUCCCUCGAGUCUGCUUUUCAUUCAGGUCAGAAGAGAUUGGGGCAAAACAGAAACAGUCCUGACUGAAGGGCAAGCGUGCCCCGCCUGAUCCGGUGAGGCCUGAUAGGGACUGGAUCGGCCUGGGCUGGCUGGGCAAGGGUUAUUUUGAAAGAGUGCCUGACCAUCUCAGAGUGAUGUCAGUGAUGCCAAAGAGAGCAACUUGGCCUCCUCGGGCAGCAGCUUUGCCAGCUGAGCCUCUCACGUGCGGCUCAGGUGUCGGCAUGCCCCAUGGUGGGACCUUGUUCUCUGACAAAGGGCUUAAUCUUUCCAUGUAGCAAAGCAACUUCCUCUCCCCCCAACCCUGAGCUCAGGCCUUUGUGGGCCCAGUAAGGCUAUGCCUGUGAGGGAAACUUGCAUUCUCCCAGGGGCCCAGACUGGCUUGGGGAGGAUGCUCGCCACAAAGCAUGCGUGUUACUGCUCCAGGAGAACCUCCCCACGUUCUGGUUGUAAACUUGGCCAGCAAGGACAGGAGCCUUCAGCCUCCCAGGCAGUUCGCAUUAAUGCCAGGAAGGUCCUUGGGCCUGGGUUCCAGAGAGCUUGGCAAACAGAAAUGGGCCCUGGGAAUCCCAAAGGCAACAUAGCAUCCGCCCCAAAGGUCAAUGGCCUGGACAGCCGGCUACAGAGACUCCAAGGCUGUUACAUACAGAGAAACUGGGACCUUAUGCAAGUCUCCUCCCUUUUCUGGGUCUCAGCUUCCUCAUCUGCAAAACCAGAGCAUUUGCUAGUUAUUCCAUGGUUCCCUCCAGGUUUUAAAAGUCUGAUCUGGAGCUGAUGAGGACUAUGAGCCUGAUAUACCUGGCACCUGGUCCCACAGGCUGGUUCCUUCCAGCCCUGGGAGCAGGUCCUCACCCAUCCACGCCCAGAUGCUGCUUCUGACAAGAACUCUGGGAAUCCUAGCGGACUCUGCUCCUUCCACCUCCUCAUGGUUUAUUGUUCUCUUCCUCUUAUGUGGUGAGAUAAUUAAGGGUUGUCUGCAAUGGACAAUUUCCAAGGUGCUGAUGUGAGGUUGCAGCCUCAGCUGCAUCCUGCGUAGGUCAGUAUCCCCACCAGCAGACGAUGCUGGGUCGGGCCUCGUCUCUGCUUCUAGAACGGGAUCAGUGGGAGAAUCUUAAAAGAAGAGGCUCUCUGAUGGGAGGAGAGAGGGAGCUUAUUUCCCUUCAAAGUAUUUUGCUUCUUGAAUAAAAUACAUAUAUAUCACUCUUCUCCAGAAUGCCUUUUGCAGACACCAUCUCAACAGGCAGAGUGGCUGCUGCUUCCUUAGGAAAAGCUGGCUUGAUUGUUUCAUCCACUCCUUGAGAAUGUAAAUUCACAGGAGGCAGGAACCCCUUUUUUAGAAUUUCCAAAUGCAUCCUGAAAAGAGAGAGAGCAGAUAGGGACUGACAAGCACACUGUUUAGAUAAGAAGCAAUUAGCCUUUUACAUUUUCUAUAUGCAGCAUCUUCCCAAACUUGUGGCUCCCAGGUGGCAGGUGGAUGGCUAGGAAGGACUACCGGCUGUUUCUUAUAACAUUCUUGCCAAUUCCCUUGAGGAGAAAAUCCUUCACAUGGCUUCUGCAUGUACAGUAUUUGGGCAGCAAAAAAAAAAAAAAUUAUUAAAGUCAGUUUGAAAAUGG